AAAAAUUGGUAAUUGAUCCACAGAUGUUUUCAAAAAAUUUCAGUUUCAAACAUUUUUUCGGCGGAAUUUCAAUAUUUUUUUAGAAUCUUUUUUUUUAGUUGAUUAUUUUAACCUUUCAGUUCGGUUUGCCGUCUAAUUUGAAAUCAGUUUUAAGAAAAUUAUACAAAAUGCCAGCGUGGAAAAAGCGAUUUCGUCAAUGAUGAAUAAAGAAAGAGGGGCGAGUGUUGGCAAGCUUGUUGUCCGGAUCAUCUCUCUCUCUCCGACUCUAAUCUGAAUCGUGCCGUCUCGCUCUGACCGUCGUCUCUUGCCGUCUCGCUCGCGUCAGUGCCCGUGUUAAGAUUCUCAUGGGUAUUUCAACGAGAAGUUAACUUUUUACGAUUGGGAUCCAGGCGGAUUAUAAAAGGGGGCAGGCAUCAAGAUGGCGUCCGAACACCAGUAUUUUUACGAGGACGAGGUCUAUCGAAUCAAUAAAAAGGGCAACAUUGAAUUCGGUAUGGUGUUGGAAAAUUCCGAGCUGGUGAGCAGCGACGACAAUUCAGAUAACGAGGAAUGCGCUAAAAUAAAAAAAGGACACAUCAGAGUCACCUGGCAUCCGACCGGGGCGGAAGAAGUCGUCUCGGAAAGAAAGGUUGGAUUAGCUGAUCGAUCUCUGAUGCCUGGUGAUGUUGUACGGAGGAUGAUAAAAGGCAAGGAUACGCAGAGAGGCUAUUGUCGGCACAUAGAGGUUAUGGCUUCAAUCCAGAUAGUUGGAACAAGGCACAUUAUCAAUAAAAUCAACAGUAAAGAUCUCAAUCCAAUUGAGAUUCUUUCAAGAGAUCAGGCAGUGUGCUUGGAUUCGUGGGUUGGAGGUAUAAAAGUAGUGCAUACAAAAAUCCAUCUGAGGCUUCCUGAUAUGUCCAAGUGUGUCGUUACAGAUCCAGACACAGUAGGAUUUGAUAUAUUUGAUGAAAAGAAAGAUCCAGAUGUAGAUUUCCCUCACAGAGGCGAUUAUUACCCUGGGCAAGUCUUAUGGGGUCCUUUAAGCUUUCUGGAUGAAAUUGCUGAACGGGAAGAUCCUACACACACUAGAGAGCAGAUAAAGUUAAGAUCCAAGAACAAUAAAAUCAUUAAGGUUGUCAUUGAGGAUGUAGAAAUCGAAUCAGUAGCUGUCCACUGGCAGUGUAGGGCCUACUCGAAAGAUGGCGCUGGUUCUGAGAAAGAACAGCCACGACUCCUUAUCCAAGGCGAUGACAUCAAGAGGCUUAAACUGCUGAGUGUCUUUGAGCCUUGCACCCUCCAAGUCGGUGACAGGCAUACGUAUACUAUCAAACCGACAGAUCAGAUAUCGACGAAGGAUCAGUGGAGGAAAGAACAGAAAAGGCUCAUACUCAAACAUGAUUCAAACAAAUUCAAAGACACGCCUAAUAUACAGAAAAACUUGCACAAAGAUUCUCCGAGUAAAACAAAAAAAUUAACAAAUAAUAUUAACAAAUCUGAGAAUGACUGCAAUAAAUCAAAGUUACAAACAGAAAAUGGCCAUCUUGAAGUUGGAAUUAAUGAAUCUGUUACCAUCACUGAGGCUGGUGAAAAUAUAUCAACAGAAACUAAUUCUACUGAUUGGAAUACAGAAAGCUCUGAGGAAGAAUCAGAAUCUGCCAGCAAUACAAGUAGCAUUGGAAGCAUAAUCAGCAAUGGUGGUAAAAAGCAUCCGUCCCUUCCAGUUAGAACUCUUACAAAGGUUUUACAUAAAAAAAAGCUUCGAAGGACAGCCCAGAAGAAAACCAUGCCUAAUGUGAACAUUGAACCUGGUAACAAAGUGAUUGUUGAGACUAUCAGCACCUCGUCAACUGCAGAUGUUGUAUGGCAAGAUGGUUCAGUUGAAGUCGGAAUUCCAUCAACUGAACUUUAUCCAAUACAUCAUCUUGAUGAUCAGGAGUUUUUCCCUGGGGAUUUCGUCAUUGAGAAUAGGGAAGAGGCUUGCAUGAGAGUUUACGGAGUUGUGCAAACAGUGGACCACGCUGGAAGAACGGCUUCAGUUAAAUGGUUUAAGACCUACACCUCAACUGACAGUCCACAGCCAACUCUCUUGAUGGAAAAUGAAGUUAGCGUUUACGACUUGAAAGACCAUCCGGACUUCCAAUACCGCCCGGGAACAGUCGUGAUACGAGUAGCCAACUUCCAAGGCGAGGAUGAAGUUUGUACAGCCGGGCAGGUCCUUGACAAUUAUCCUGAGGGUAGAGUCAGGGUUUGGUGGGUCGAAGGUCACAUAUCUAUGUGCUGGCCUCAGGACUUGUAUAAAGUUGGUGAAUACGACUCGGAUGGAGGUGAACACUGGGAUGACGGCCCUAGCGAUGAUAAUUCCUGGCAGACAGAGAGUGAAGCUUCCAAUGAGGAAAACACGGACGAUACACAUAAUGAAAGCCUAAAGCCAAAACUAGCAGCAAACAUUGAGAAAGCUCGUAUUGCCAUGUCCCGUCUUGAAGAAAUUUUCACGCAAAACCCCUCAUUGCAAACAACAGAAGUGAUGAGAAAGCUUCUUGAAGUUUAUAAAGAUUGCAGGUAUCUCGAUAAAUUGAUGGGCACUAUGUUUUUCCAUGAAAGCCAUUUUGAAGGGCUCCUCGAGAGGGUGAGAGAGAAAGGUCGGACAAACCCAGCUCAAAGAGUGGCUGACCAAGUGAGCAGACUAUUUUCACAUAACGAAAUUUCUGGUGGGGAAGAUGUAAUCCUGACUGUAGAAGAAGUGAGAAAGUCUAAGUCAAAAGAAGAUUUUACCGUUGAAAAUAAAGGUGAUGAGAAGAUUGUAGAGGAUGUACCUGAGGAAAAGAGUAGACGGGAUUCUUCUGGUGAAUUUCUCACAGGUAGUCUAGCGUCUCUUGAAGCUAGGAUAUCUGCUUCUAGAUUAGUGUCUGGACCACCUGUGAGCAACGACACCAAUAACCAUCCUGUUUCAAACCAAAACGUUGCUGCUAAUGUUAAUGUCCAGAAUCAACCUGUCUGUUCUGUGAAUGUGUGCGUUAGGCUUUGUUCUUUGAUAUUGGCACAGCUUGUGAAAGCACAUGCCGAAGUUAUAAGAAGGUUUGGAGGGAAUACAGGGUCAAUGUCCGAAGCCAACAGUGUUUCUCCCAGUGGACCGCUUACGGAAAAAACUGAAACAUCUCCUGGAGCAAAUGGAUUUCCUGAGCUUAAAGAAAAUGGGGAUAUUGAUACUAAGGAUGGUUCUAAUCUUGUAAUUCCCAAUUCUCUUGCUGAGCUCAACAGUACGAUUGAAGUUAAUUCGAACGAGUGUAUUAUCAAGCCCAAUGAAAAAGGGGUGUUUACAAUAUUAGACACAGCACCAAAUAGCCACAAAUUCAAAUUGACCAUGUUUCAACCCACGGAUACAAAAUCGUUCUUCAGGCGGGUUCGAGGAGAAAUCAAACUCCUUAGAACAUCUCUUCCUUCAGGAAUUUGGAUAACCGGGUUUGAAGAUCGUAUGGAUUUGUUCUCUGUGAUGAUUCGAGGGCCAGAACGGACUCCAUAUGAGGAUGGCUUAUUUUUCUUUGAUUUCCAACUUUCAGCAGAUUAUCCAAAAACACCACCCCAUUGCCAUUAUAUAUCUUACUGCUCAGACAGGCUGAACCCGAACCUUUACGAGGACGGUAAAGUUUGUGUAAGUCUCCUUGGUACUUGGUCUGGUAAAGGGACCGAAGUAUGGACCUUGACCAGCAAUUUGCUUCAAAUUAUAGUUUCAAUUCAAGGCUUAAUUUUGGUGAGUGAACCUUACUUUAACGAGGCUGGCUAUGAAAAGCAGAAAGGAUCACAACAGGGCAAAGAAAAUUCAAGGAUGUACAACGAGAUGGUUGUUCUUAAACUUGUCCAAGCCAUGACGAAACUGAUAGUAAAUCCUCCCCCAGUCUUCAGAGAAGAGAUCAAUGCUCAUUUCAAUCAGCAUGCUGAAAAAUUGUGCCAGAGGUUGGAUUCCUGGCUAGACAUUUCUGAAAAAUAUAACAAUUCUCAUCCUUUAUCACCUACAACUCCAACAUCAUAUAAGGAUCUUUUAGCUGAAGUUGGAGAAGUGGCGGAUGGUAUCGCCUUGCCCGAGUUUCCAUUGAUUCCGGCUUCAAAGGGCUUUUGCUUAACACUACGAAAAACAUUGGUCACAUUCAGACAAGCUUUGGCGGACAAACGCAAUAUGAACAACGGUCUGCCUAGUUAGUACAAGCCAAUGCCCUGUGGGGUGAAAUUUCUUUUGUUCGGGUUUCGGCCCAACCAGGAGGUCGUGGAAAACGGAAAAUCCUUCAAAGGACACGGGCUGAAGUGCAGCUUCUCCCUCGACUUCCGCUGUCAUAAUAAAUUUUCCGUCUUAUUUA
This is a messenger RNA of Cimex lectularius (bed bug), 4328 nucleotides long. Its product is annotated as (E3-independent) E2 ubiquitin-conjugating enzyme UBE2O. NCBI's taxonomy places the organism in Eukaryota, Metazoa, Arthropoda, Insecta, Hemiptera, Cimicidae. The transcript has 23 exons. The record is from RefSeq and is a predicted model, not a curated record. The coding region runs from base 419 to 4174 and encodes 1251 amino acids.